This is a messenger RNA of Histoplasma mississippiense, 1074 nucleotides long. RefSeq lists its product with no specific name. The record is from RefSeq and is a predicted model, not a curated record. The transcript is spliced from 2 exons. The coding region runs from base 1 to 1074 and encodes 357 amino acids. NCBI's taxonomy places the organism in Eukaryota, Fungi, Ascomycota, Eurotiomycetes, Onygenales, Ajellomycetaceae.
AUGGCCUCCGUAAAGUUCCUUAUUACAGGUUCGACGAGCGGCCUGGGUGCUUCUGUGCUCGCCACUCUGUACAAAUCCGUCGACGACCCAGCGGAGAUCAUAGCUACCUCCUCCCGUGCUGAAGCCGCCGCCAAACUCCAGCAGGAUUACCCGGGCACCCAGUUCCGGGUCGUCAACUACGACAACGAGCCAGCACUGGAGAAGUCCUUUGAGGGAGUCGAGCGACUGUUCUUCGUUUCAACACCUGUUGUCGAUACAAAUAGGAGGGCCAAGCAACAUUCGAAUGUCAUUGAGGCCGCGAAGAAGGCAGGCGUUGGGCAUGUAUAUUACUCCAGCCUAUCAUUUGGCGGCUACGGAUCGCAUUCAAAGGCUGUCGUGCAGACGGCCCAUUUAAUCACUGAAGAGCAGCUGAAAAAGUACCAAGUAUCCCUCGGGCUGAGAAAUCUCGGUUUUUCCCACUGUAUGUACUGUACAUUCCUCGCUAACACAUCCCCCAGAUCCGGGAUCUCAUACACCUCCAUCCGCGAAGGUAUCUACGCAGAAGCUUUCCCCGUCUUCGCUGCCUGGUAUCCCGAUACAACCACCAUGUACAUCCCCACCGACGGCCGUAUCGCCUGGACCUCCCGCAGCGAGCUAGGCGAAGCGAACGCAAAGCUCAUGCUGCGGGACCCAGCCACUCUCCCCUCCCUUCUCAAAAACGACUACGACAACAACGUCGCCCUCCUCACUGGGCCCCGUGCGUACACCUUUGCGCACCUCGCUGAAGCUCUCACCCGCGCCACAGGCAGGAAAGUAACUCUGCAGAAGAUCCCGCGGGAACAGUAUGCAGCUGUUGUUGCCGUGGAGGACGCCAAGGAGGGCCACGGCGGGAAAUCAGCGCAGUUCUUCGAGCUAUGGGCUAGUUUGCUGGAUGCAGUGGGCCAGGGUGAGGCGGAGAUGGUGGCGCCGUUGAUGGGCGAGUUGCUGGGCCGGCCGCCACGAGAUGGCUUGGAGCAUAUUGAGGAGUUGGUGCGGGAAGCAGGACCUCAGGGUGGCUAUACGUGGCACCAGAAUUAUGAUAUUGGCAAGAGGUAG